CUGGGAAACGCAAUUAACGGUCGAGAUGAGCGCCCCAACCCUACUAGCUCUCAUUGUAGGACUUGUCACUCUUCCGGUCUACUACAUCUGGUGCAUCGUCUGCAAUUACUCAAUUGCGAAACGUAUCGGUUUGCGCACCGUCAUCGUCCCGGGGAAUCUGACGAGUCCAGUUUGGCUGCUUCUGGGACCACGGCUAGCCGCUCUCGAGCGAUGGCUAACCGGGGGACAAAAUAGACUGUUGCGAUAUGGAUGGCUCGGUUUUGACUUCGAGGAAAAGGCCCGUGUACACCUUGAACUGGGGGAUGCCUUCGUCAUCGUCACACCUGGGAAGAAUUAUGUCUAUCUUGCCGAUUCCGUCGCCAUCAGCCAUGUCUUUCAGACCGAGCGCCGUGGGGACUUUGUGCAACCGCACGAGGCAGUCGACAUGUUGUCUAUUUUCGGACCCAGCAUUUCAACGGCCGAGGGUAUCGACUGGCAGCGUCAUCGUCGCGCUACGGCUGGGAGCUUCAACGAGCUUACCAACAACAUGGUCUGGACUGAAUCUCUCCGCCAGUCUCAUCAGAUCUUGGAGAAUUGUCUGGCUUGUGGAGACAGCGGCACGAACGCGAUUGCGGACAUUGCUCGGCAGUUCGCGUUGAAUGUCCUGAUGCGGGCAAGUUUUGGCAAAGCAUACGACUUUCAGUUUCCACCAGAGUCUCAGGACGCUAUAGAAACUGCUCCAUCUGCCAUUUUCUCGUCUUCGAAGAGGGGCGAAAUCAUGGACUACCGCGAAUCACUGCAGCUCAUCCUCAAGAACUGCAUCUUGAUCGUCGCCCUUGGACCACGAUUCCUAGAGAAAUGGGGUGAUAUCAAUAGCAAACUCUUGCUUCUCGGCCGGGCAACAAGAUCAUUUCGCCAUCAUUUAGAUGCCAUGUACGAGGAGAGUAGACUGCAUGGCAAGGAGCAGGAGCUGCAAGCUAAUUUGAUGGCGUACCUUGUGAGGUCGUCAACUGACGACAAGCUACUGACCCAAGAAGAAGUCAGGGGUAACAUGUUUAUAUAUGCAUUCGCAGGGCAUGAUACAAUGGCUCACGGCCUAGCUUUCACCUUGGUCUUGAUGGCCGCACACCCGGAAGUACAGGACUGGAUUCGCGAAGAAUUGCAAGCACUGUUGUCCGUUGAACGUUCUGAAUGGAGCUACGAGAGCUUCGGUAGGCUGAAAAGAACUCUGUCUGUGCAGUAUGAGACUAUGCGGCUCUUCAAUCCAAUUGCAGGCCUGAUGAAGGGCACCCCGAAGACGAGACCGGCACAGCUUCCCCUCAGUGAUGGCCGCACCGUAACUCUUCCGGCCGACACGCCGCUUUGCCUCAACAUAAAUGGUCUCCACGCGCAUCCGAAGUACUGGGGCUCUGAUGCCGAGCAAUGGCGUCCAUCCAGAUGGAUCACCACCGACGAGAAAGGUGAAGAGCAGUUAAUCGUGCCGGAAAAGGGAACCUUCAUCGCGUGGUCGGACGGCAUGCGAGGAUGCCCGGGAAAGAAGUUUGCCCACGUUGAGCACGUGGCGGCCAUGGCGGCAUUGUUCAGGGACCACAGAGUCUCGCCGGUUCUAGAAGAGGGUGAGACGGCGGAGGCAGCGAAUACGAGGGUUGAGAAUGUUGCCAGGGACGCAGCAGCUGUGCUGAAUGUACAGAUGAAGCAUCCUGAACGGGCGAGGGUUGUUUGGAACAGAGUGUAGCAUGGUUCUCAUGCUCAGAAUCAGUGGAGCGAGAAACUUUUAGUUUGUGUUAGCGAGUGAUGAUUGGAUAUAACUUCAAGGCACUUGGU
Ilyonectria robusta is the source of this 1803-nucleotide messenger RNA. Its product is annotated as cytochrome P450 monooxygenase-like protein. Bases 26 to 1714 code for a protein of 562 amino acids. The transcript has 3 exons. The record is from RefSeq and is a predicted model, not a curated record. Gene Ontology annotation, molecular function: oxidoreductase activity, acting on paired donors, with incorporation or reduction of molecular oxygen; iron ion binding; heme binding. NCBI's taxonomy places the organism in Eukaryota, Fungi, Ascomycota, Sordariomycetes, Hypocreales, Nectriaceae.